AUGUCGCUCGAUCCGCCCACCUAUCUGGCCUCCCUGCAAAGCAACAUUCGACAACGACCAAUUCCAUGGGACGGCGCCGUUCGGGCGGGUACGCUUACCGAAGAGCAAUACGCAAGGAUUCGUGCUGUUGACAAGGCAAAGAAGCUGGAGCAGAGAAAGGAGGUUGUUGAAGGUGAUCUCGAUGGAUACAGAAUGCUCUUUGUUGGCAGCUCAGCCAAGCCAAGUGUGCUGGAGACGGCAGGCAAACAUGCCAAUGUUAUUCAUUCUGACCUAGGUGGAGGCACCUCCCGGCCGGAUGCAUCUGCCAAGUCCUCUACCAUCCCAUCAUCUUCGCCCCCAUUUUCGAGGAGAACCGGCAUCUCGACUGACAUUUGGCCCCUGCCUCUAGCUGUCCCGCCUCUAGCAAAAGCAUUGUUCAAGGACACCGACCCAUACAGGCAUUUCCUACCGUUGCUGCAUUCAAACACCACCGACGACCCCAUUCCGCUCCUUGCAUCUCAUGCCUUGACGAGUCUGAUGUGUCUGUCACGGGACGAAUCCAAAGCCACCCAACAGGCCUUGCCUGUAGUGUUCACCUACCUGUCUGGAUUGGCCAAAAAUGCUGAUGCCGGUCUGCAAGACAUAGCCGUGCAGGAAUACUCGACACUGCUCUGUGGCCGACCCUCACGCCAAAAGUUUUGGAACCAGAGAAGCGAGACCGUUCAACCCCUUGUCAAGAUUCUGCAAAGUGCUGCUGGAAUUGGGAGCGGCGGAGACUCUGCCGCCAAUCUGUGGAGCGGCAACGUCAGCGUUCGCAACGCUGGGUUCGAGGGAUCUCUGGGUGGCGGUGUGGGCCUCCAGUUGCUGUACCAUGUUUUGCUCGUUAUUUGGCAGCUGAGCUUUGAGGCUGAUGAGAUUGGCGACGACCUGAACGACGAGUACGACGUCAUUUUGCUUUACACUCAACUUUUGCGGCUGUCGCCAAAGGAAAAGACGACAAGGCUCAUCCUCUCCACGCUGUACAACUUGCUCGAAAAGAACCAAACCUCGCUUCUCCCCACUGCCGUUCUCGCCCGACUACCGGCUCUGUUGGAAAACCUGGGCAGUCGCCACAUGACGGACCGUGAUCUAUUGGAAGAUUUGCAGAGCCUCAAGGAGUUGCUUGACGAGUACACCAAGACCAAGACAACCUUUGACGAAUACGUUGCCGAGGUAAACUCGGGUCACCUCCGCUGGUCGCCGCCUCACCGAAGCCAAGUAUUCUGGGCUGAGAACGCCAGAAGGAUCCUCGAGUUCGAGAACGGCGAGAUCGCCCGCAAACUUGCCGAAAUCAUGCAGAAGCCGUGGGACAACGACAAGCAAGUUCUAGCGAUUGCCUGUAAUGACAUUGGCUGCCUGGUCAAGGAAGUCCCCGAGAAGCGCUAUCAAUUGGAAAGGGUGGGCCUCAAGACCAGGGUCAUGGAGCUGAUGCAGAGUGACGAUGAAAACGUGCGAUGGGAGAGUUUGCGGGCGUUGGGCGGCUGGCUCAAGUACAGCUUUGAGCACCAGUAG
Metarhizium album ARSEF 1941 is the source of this 1530-nucleotide messenger RNA. Its product is annotated as vacuolar ATP synthase subunit H. NCBI's taxonomy places the organism in Eukaryota, Fungi, Ascomycota, Sordariomycetes, Hypocreales, Clavicipitaceae. Gene Ontology annotation, biological process: proton transmembrane transport. The coding region runs from base 1 to 1530 and encodes 509 amino acids. The record is from RefSeq and is a predicted model, not a curated record. The transcript is spliced from 3 exons. Gene Ontology annotation, cellular component: vacuolar proton-transporting V-type ATPase, V1 domain; fungal-type vacuole membrane. Gene Ontology annotation, molecular function: proton-transporting ATPase activity, rotational mechanism.